Podarcis raffonei (Aeolian wall lizard) is the source of this 1051-nucleotide messenger RNA. Its product is annotated as small ubiquitin-related modifier 3. The record is from RefSeq and is a predicted model, not a curated record. Gene Ontology annotation, biological process: protein sumoylation. NCBI's taxonomy places the organism in Eukaryota, Metazoa, Chordata, Lepidosauria, Squamata, Lacertidae. The coding region runs from base 163 to 447 and encodes 94 amino acids. The transcript has 4 exons. Gene Ontology annotation, cellular component: nucleus. Gene Ontology annotation, molecular function: protein tag activity; ubiquitin-like protein ligase binding.
CCCACGUGACCCCUCCGGGACCAACCGGGAGCCGAAGAUUGCGGGGAGCGGAGCGCGUCCUCGCGGGCAGUUGCUGCGGGCGGGAGAGGAGAGCGCAGGAAGACGGGGGCUCCGAGCGCGUGCGGACUCGCUCCUUGAGAGGUCCCUGCCUGACGCGACGCCAUGUCCGAGGAGAAGCCCAAGGAAGGAGUAAAAACGGAGAAUGACCAUAUCAAUUUAAAAGUAGCUGGCCAAGAUGGAUCAGUGGUCCAAUUUAAAAUAAAACGGCACACACCACUAAGUAAACUAAUGAAGGCCUAUUGUGAGAGACAGGGUUUGUCAAUGAGACAGAUUAGAUUCAGAUUUGAUGGACAACCAAUUAAUGAAACAGACACACCUGCACAGUUGGAAAUGGAAGAUGAGGAUACUAUUGAUGUGUUUCAACAGCAGACGGGUGGCAUGUGCUAAAUAUCCUGUCCUUUUAGGAAGAGGAAUGUAAAAUUUCAACUCACUUUAUCAUCUGUCCUUGGAUUUGCUAUUAAAUAGUAAACAAAUGAACAUGCCAAUCAUACAGGAAUCUCCUCAUGUUCUGAAGACAUUUAUCCAAAUUCUUUUCCUGUCCCUGAUACACUGCGUGUGCAAGUUGAAGCUGCAUCUGUGGGAAAUUACUGCAUCAUAAAAAUGGGCCCAGUCAAAAUUAAAUUUUCAAAUAAGUAAAAUACCGGUUGUUGUCUGCUGUCAUCUUGUUUCUAUAAAUUGGUGGCCUAAAUACAAGCCUACUGUAAAAGAAGGAUACUUAGUCCUGGCUUUCGUUGUUUCUGUUUUACUGCUUAAUUAUGUAAUGUAAAUAUUGAAAUAUUUUUCCUUGCAAUAGUAAGUUUCUCAAAACAGGUGGGUUGAGAAAGAGAGGAUUUUACCAUUAAACACAUGUAUUACUUUAAAACUGUUAAUGGGAUAUGCAGAAAGGACAGUACUUCAGAUACAUGCUUAGUGACAGUUUAAGGUAAUGCAAAUGUACAUGUGCUUUUUCAUAAUAAAAUAGCAUAGAAUAAAACAAUUUUUUUAAAGUAAA